Molecule: messenger RNA, 1230 nt
Organism: Apiotrichum porosum
Lineage: Eukaryota; Fungi; Basidiomycota; Tremellomycetes; Trichosporonales; Trichosporonaceae
Exons: 5
Coding region: 1-1230 (409 amino acids)
Source: RefSeq, a predicted model, not a curated record
AUGGCCACUCGUGGCAAAACCCCUUCCCUUCCCCCUCACCACGGCCUACUGGAGCAUGCUGUCACCAUCGACACCUGCGUUUCCGUCCUCCGCUCCGCCGGCAACUUGUUUGGUCCAAUGCUCCUCGUGCAAGGCGUGAAGUUUCGCUCGCCUGACUCCACGGCCGGACACACCGUCGUUGUGGGGCCCAAGGACAGGAGGCAGCUGUGUUUUACAAGUCUGUUCCUCUCCCGCGCCGCCUUCAAGGAAGGCACCAUGUACAUCUCGCCCAACAUGUGCAUCGCCGCUGCGCAGUUUGCCAGCGCGCACGAUGAGGCUGAGGACAUGGUGCCGCGUGGCAUGCCCAUCCCGGCAACGAUGUCGUGGACCUGGAGCCUGGACGAGUGGCCUUCACCCCUGCCAAUCCCCUUUGCGACUCGAGCCGACAUGCUCGAAGCUUCCGUCGAUAAGUUUGCCCAAGCGCACCGGCAGACGCAGCUGCCCAACGGCAACUGCAUCGGCCGUGCGGUUGAGCUCCUCAACAACCUCCGCGUCGUGGUCCCAUCAGGCCCUCACCCGGAGGACCCCAAGCUUGUGCUGUGCUUUUCGUUGCCCCCAACGAACAGCAAGCUCGGACCAGCACUUUGCCGACUGCUCGAGGUUGCCAGUUGGGGCGAGGAUAUGCCGAGUUCCUGCUUGCAGUUCAAUGAGGACGGCGCCGAGCUGCGGCCACACUUGGAACCACCAUUCCUCGUCGUGGAAUGGCGUGCCUCGUUGGCGACGCGGAAUGUUGUGGUACACGCUGGGAUGUCAGACGAGCACGGCGUGGGCAGCAGCGACAACAACUCAUCUAUAUACCGCGACCUGCCGCACCCCUCGACCUUCAAAGACCCGAACAGGAGCAACCACCCCGCUUACGCUCUCAAGAACAUCGUCCGCCUUUUGGCGGCGAUGGCCCAGAAUGAGGGCAAGUACGCCUACAACCACCAGCAACUCGCCUUUAUCAAUCGUCAACGUCUCGUACAGCCCACUACCGGGGCCAACCUUCUCCGCAUCAUCUCCAAGGUUGAGGGUUUGAUCGUGACCCCCACAGUGAGCGACGACACGCGCAAAUUUGCAGGCCAAACCCGGCCCCAAGGUUCCGCGCAAGUUGGGCAGCCCCCUCAACUGAGCGAUGACGCCAUGCGCGUGAUGGACGACGAGUACUUUACGUCUGAAGACCGACUCACCGACCCGGUAUCCAACCCUUGA